UACUGUCGGAGUCGGAGACGCUAGAUGGCGCUCGAGGAUCGAUGAGGGAAUGUCGGCGAUUUUAAAAACCGAACUUCAAUAUAGAAAUUAAAUACAACUGUCCAUGGGAAAUGCUUUCGGUGCUUAAUACUUUGUUGUCUUAUACAUAUUUUUGUAUAAGACCAGUAAUUAAGUGGUUGUUACGUAAGACAACUAAACUUUGCGAAUUACAAAGAAUAUGUUACGGAGACGAAAAGGGUGCAAGGCGCACCCGUAACGUGGAAUGGUCGCUAAUGAUGUCUCGAAGUCACACGAUAAAAAAUGUGAUCAGUCAGUUGUCGUAUUUAUCCGAGACGGGAAGAUUUACGGGCCAGACGAGUAGAGAUGCCGUGGUUUAUGUGGUUGGCGUAAUUAGCGAAGUUAAAAAUAUUAAUACUUAUAUACAUAGACCUUUCGUUAGUUCUCUCCGUACGUGCCUAUUACAGAUUUAUGGAUAUCGUCAACUUAUUUAUGAAGUGGAGAACAUGAGAAAAAUACCAUAUUCAUCCGAUGAUAAUUCACAUGAAGAAAAAUUAUUGAAGGUUAGGAUAGCGAUAAUAUAUUUACAAACAAAAAAGGAGAGUGUAGUUUUGUUGAACGUCCGAAGAGGGGAGGUGUUACGCAUCACCGGACAUUACAGCGAAAGUCGGGUGCGGUUUUGGUUUCGGUUUCGGUUUUUCGAAAUCUUUAGGAACUUGUUUCAGUUUUUGAAUCCUCUUCGUACAAGAAAUAUUGUCAAAAACUUCAAUAUAGAAAUUAAAUACAACUGUCCAUGGGAAAUGCUUUCGGUGCUUAAUACUUUGUUGUCUUAUACAUAUUUUUGUAUAAGACCAGUAAUUAAGUGGUUGUUACGUAAGACAACUAAACUUUGCGAAUUACAAAGAAUAUGUUACGGAGACGAAAAGGGUGCAAGGCGCACCCGUAACGUGGAAUGGUCGCUAAUGAUGUCUCGAAGUCACACGAUAAAAAAUGUGAUCAGUCAGUUGUCGUAUUUAUCCGAGACGGGAAGAUUUACGGGCCAGACGAGUAGAGAUGCCGUGGUUUAUGUGGUUGGCGUAAUUAGCGAAGUUAAAAAUAUUAAUACUUAUAUACAUAGACCUUUCGUUAGUUCUCUCCGUACGUGCCUAUUACAGAUUUAUGGAUAUCGUCAACUUAUUUAUGAAGUGGAGAACAUGAGAAAAAUACCAUAUUCAUCCGAUGAUAAUUCACAUGAAGAAAAAUUAUUGAAGUUAUGGUCGGAAUUGCAACCAAAUAAUCCAUUGGUCAAUAGGAUUUCAAAACAGUGGGGCGAUAUAGGAUUUCAAGGAGACGACCCGAAGACCGAUUUCCGAGGCAUGGGUCUUCUAAGUCUGGAAAAUUUAUUGUUUUUUGCCAUGAAGCACAAUUCGGCUGCCAGGCACGUCCUCUCUCACUCCCAGCAUCCCACUUACGGAUAUCCGUUUGCAAUCACCGGUAUCAAUCUCACCAGCAUGACUUACCAACUGCUGAUAACGGACAAACUGAAAAAUCACAUAUACAAUACCGUUUUUAACAGAGCUAGUAUUACGGAUUUCCACCAGGCUUACUGCUACGUCUUCUACGAAUUUGAUAAAUUCUGGUUAAAGGAGAAACCUCAAGAUGUUAUGGAAUUCAACAGGAUCAGGGACAAAUUCGAAGAUCAUCUCCUGACAUAUUUGUCCAAAUACAAGGCGGCUUUAAAAUUAAACUUGGUCGUGGAAACUCUGUGAUGGAGUCGUCCCGUAGAAGCAAACUUUGCAGCGGGUAUUAAAUUAAGCUAACUCGAAUUUUAUGGUACGUAUUAAUUUCAAAAUCUCUGUAAAUAUUUUAUACAAACGCGUACAAUUUAAGCAUCGCGCGGUAAAUGAGACUAAUGUUAGAAUGGAUGUAUCCCUGGAGAUUUUUUUUUAGCCGUAAGUGCUCAUCUAUAAUAUUAGACUACAUUCCAAGAUGUAAAGAUUUACGCAGUUUAUUUUAACUUGUUCGGAAAGGUCUGUAAAGUGUAUUUCUCUGGCGACUGCAUAAAUAAACGGUCACGAUGUUGACAAUAGACUUUUAUUGAUCUAUAA
Molecule: messenger RNA, 2084 nt
Organism: Centruroides sculpturatus (bark scorpion)
Lineage: Eukaryota; Metazoa; Arthropoda; Arachnida; Scorpiones; Buthidae
Product: ELMO domain-containing protein 1-like
Exons: 12
Coding region: 111-1745 (544 amino acids)
Molecular function (GO): GTPase activator activity
Source: RefSeq, a predicted model, not a curated record